AAAUUUGUGAAUUUGUGAUUUUUUUUUCCUUUGAAAGUUAUUAAUGAUUUUCAUAUGCUUUGCAGCUUUCAGAUCGUGCGUAUUGUGAGAUAAAUAAAAUAAAAAAAAAAGGAGAAAAUUCUUGAAGCAGUCAUACAUACCAUUGAUGUGGUGACGCACUAAGAGGAAAUUAUCACAUACGUGAAUACCUAAUUGAUACAAUCUACACCAGAGAAAGGAUGAUUCUUCAUUGCAUAUUUUUGGAUAAAAACUGGGUGCAUCUAUAAAACGUGAUAACAAUUCACGCAACAAUUUACGCAUUUGUUUACGCAAGGAAAAAUGAAUUUAUGCGCCUACUGAAAAACGCGAAUUUUCAAGCAGCAUGCGUUUCUGGUUACCCUCAUUUCUAAUUAUUCUCUACUGUUGGGUAGAUGUUAUUAUUUCGGUGAUCGCUUUUGGCUUCUAUCAAACAUCAUUCAAAUUUGAUCUUCAAAUUAUCUGGGAUUAUAUAACAUUCAAUGUGCCCUAUCAUUUCAUCACUUCUCCCAUUGAUUUCCUAUUAUUUACUGCUUUUCGACUCCUCGUAAUGCUGAUCCUUCUCAUGCUCAAGGUCAACUGUGAAAAUCCAUGGCAUGAAAAAUUUUUCAUACCACUUUUGGGAGUAUUUAUUCUAAAUUGGACCUUCUCGCUGAUAAAAUUACUUGCAUUCUCGGAAAAAAUCGAGCAAUUUGUUUAUUUCGGGUUUUGGCUAAAUGUUAUUUGGAAUGUAUUAGCCGCUGCAUUAAUUAUAUUAUUUUGGAAUUUUGUACUGCGUACUAAUACCUCAUGGAGUUAUCGAUCGUUGACGGGUGACGCACAGGAUGUGACAUCAAGAUUGCAAGAUACUAAGGAGGAGUCCGAUCGUUUUGGUACCGGUCAGCAUAUUCUGCGAUUGCUUCGAUAUUGCAAAAAUCACUGGAAAUGGUUCGCAGCAGGAUUCUUCUUCCUUACUGUCUAUUCUUCAUCGCGGGUAUUUUUACCAUAUUGUACCGGUCGAGUACUUUCAAAUAUAGUACAAGCUCGAGGUGCUGCUGUUUUAGUCAAUUCUGUGCUGCUUAUGUCGGCUUUAACUGUCGUAAGUACAAUUACUGGUGGUCUUCGAGGUGGAAGCUUCGUUUACGCUACAGCUUUGGUGAAUCGUCAAAUGCGCUAUGAUUUGUUUAGUUCAUUGGUGGAACAAGAUAUCAGCUUCUUUGAUACAACUAACACAGGUGAAAUAACAUCACGCUUAACAACUGACUGUGAAACAAUGUCCUCAACAAUUUCCACCAACUUGAACAUCUUCCUUCGAAACAUUGUCAUGCUACUUGGUUCGCUGGUGUUCAUGGCUACUCUUUCAUGGCGCCUUUCUUUGGUUACUUUCAUUAUUGUACCGGUCGUUGGUUUCGUGACUAAAGUUUAUGGUGCAUACUAUGAUCUACUAACCGAAAAGACCCAAGCAACAAUAGCGGUAUCAAAUCAUGUAGCAGAACAGGUGGUUAGUACUAUGCGAACAGUGCGAUCAUUCGCUUGCGAGAAACGCGAAGCCAGAAAGUUUCAGCAGCAUUUGGAUGAAACGCUGCAUUUAAGCAGGAAAAAAGCAAUAGUCUAUAUGGGUUAUAUGUGGACUACCGAAUUCUGUGAUAAUGCUAUCCUGAUUGCUGUGCUGUUUUAUGGCGGCCAUCUUGUCUUGUCAGGAAAAAUGACAGUUGAUAAUUUGAUAUCUUUCUUAUUAUAUCAAAUGCAACUUGGAGAAAAUCUCUAUAACAUCAGUUAUGUAUUUACGGGUUUGAUGGAAAGUGUUGGUGCAUCGAGGAAAGUUUUCGAAUAUAUGAUGCGUAAACCAAAAAUUCUUCGCGUUGGAACGAAGAAGACGCCAAUUAAUGGAGAAGUUAAGUUCGAUUCCGUAUCUUUCACGUACGCUUCCCGACCAAACAAUCCUGUUUUGCAGGACGUCAGCUUUACUGUUCAUCCAGGUCAGACUGUUGCCCUGGUUGGACCAAGUGGCGGUGGAAAGUCGUCCAUCGUAUCUUUGAUUGAGCAUUUUUACGAAUGUGAUAAGGGCUGCGUGCUUAUUGAUGGAAAUCCAGUGGCAGAUUAUGAUCAUGAGUAUAUUCAUCAAAAAAUUGCUCUGGUUGCUCAGGAUCCAAUAUUAUAUGAGGGCACGGUGCGGGACAAUAUUAUAUACGGAUGUGAUUGGGCUACCGAGGAUGAUGUGUUAAAUGCUGCUAAAAUAGCUAAUGCGCAUAAUUUCAUCAUGGAAACUGAGAAGCAGUAUGAUACAAAUUGUGGCGAAAGGGGUAUUCAGUUGUCAGGUGGUCAGAAACAACGUAUAGCAAUAGCACGAGCUUUGGUCCGUCAUCCCGCCAUUCUGAUAUUAGAUGAAGCAACUUCAGCUUUAGAUGCAGAAAGUGAACACGUUAUACAAGAUGCUAUAGCGCGAUGUUCGAAGGAUAAAACCGUUAUUGUAAUUGCACAUCGCUUAAGUACAGUUGAAAAUGCUGAUCAAAUUAUUGUCAUUAGUAAAGGACAAGUGGUGCAGCAAGGUCGACACGAGAAUUUGCUGGAACAAGAUGGUAUUUACCGAGCUUUAGUACACCGACAACUUCUUGGACAUAGUUCAAGCAAAAUACAUUGAUAUGCUUUACGUUUCGAAUGCUUUUUUCGCUUUUUGGCAACUGUUAUUUUUCCUCAUUCUUCGAUGUGGAUUUCUGCAUAGAUUUUGGACCAAUUCGAUUUUUAAUAUUACGGAAUCAUUCGAAUAGUGAAAAUAAUUCACUGAAAGUAAUUUCUAUAUUUCCU
Loa loa (African eye worm) is the source of this 2799-nucleotide messenger RNA. RefSeq names its product ABC transporter. Bases 362 to 2635 code for a protein of 757 amino acids. The transcript is spliced from 13 exons. Gene Ontology annotation, biological process: transmembrane transport; peptide transport. The record is from RefSeq and is a predicted model, not a curated record. Lineage: Eukaryota; Metazoa; Nematoda; Chromadorea; Rhabditida; Onchocercidae. Gene Ontology annotation, molecular function: ATP hydrolysis activity; ABC-type oligopeptide transporter activity; ATP binding. Gene Ontology annotation, cellular component: membrane.